This is a messenger RNA of Mycena citricolor, 3844 nucleotides long. The record is from the annotation of a GenBank genome assembly. NCBI's taxonomy places the organism in Eukaryota, Fungi, Basidiomycota, Agaricomycetes, Agaricales, Mycenaceae.
GCGAUUCCGCUCGAGCACAACAGGAGGUGACCCGAUGUCAUGGUGUAACGGAUCGCGAAAUGUCACAUCACAUGGUAGUGACCGUUUACCACUGCUCAAUUCCGGGUUUAGCUCUGUUGGACUCAUCUACCUGGGCGCACGAUGGAAAAGCUCUCUGCUGCGUUCAACGCUCUCAAGAAAGCGGCAUCCAAGAGUAAAUCGGCCUCUAUCCAGACUGUUGUCGGACAACUCAGCUCCAUUCUAACUCUCCUCAAACUCUCAUCGUCCUCAGACAAUGUUCGCAAUGAUAUUUCGCAGCACUUUGACAAAGACAACAUUCAAGACACGUUCUCUGCACACCCAAAGUUAAUGCUACAGUUUUGCGCUGCGGUCAUCGACGCUGUGUUCGCGGAAAAGAUUCGACCAGCAAUCCAGAGAAAGAAUUUCGAGCUUCAGAACGGAUGGGAGAUUGUGCAGAAGAGCGUUGUCGAUAGUGCUUUCGAUUUUGUCGACGAAUACCCUACCAAGGAGAACAAGUCCGCCGCUGCGACGGCUCUCUACCCCAAUCUCUGUGACAUAUUCUACCCCACUUCGGGGGCAAACAAGUGCAUUAAUCCUAAUAUCAUCUUCAACGUCAACGAAUUCUUGCUAGCCACCGCCCUUGAUCACGCAGAGAAUCAGAGCAACUUGCGGAGCGAAGGGAUUCUUGGCACCAAACGAAUCGGUAUAUCUCUGUCUCAAAGUCGAGAGUACUUCGAGCUCGAUUCUCUGCUGCGACUCAUUGGUGUUCUCCUACCUGCACGAUCUGCCUCCUCAAAACGUGUCGAAUUCGUCAAUGCCAUCUUCACUCCAGCUCUGUUUCCAUGCCACGCCCGUAUCAAGAGCCUCAUCGCUGCAUCUGGAACAGAAUGGGACCCUGUUUCGACGCAGAUUCUGACGCAGUGCUUUGCGAAAACCCACAUCUCUUUUCCGCAACCCUUCUAUAUCAAGCAGUUCCACACGACGACAGUGGCGCCCAACAUAGUCGAUCCACUCUACAUCGACAACAAGCGGCUGUUCAUGGAGACAGAAUCGGACGACGGGAUGCUUGAUGUGUACCAAGUCCCCUUUUCGAGUAUCGUCGACAUAGCCUUGGGCGUUGAUGACCCGGACGAAUACCUCCCCGUGACAGUACACCUGAACUCGCCGCCGCUGAUUGGCUCUGGAAAAGGUCAAGAGGAGAAAAAGAACUGCAAGAUCGAUUUCCGGCUCAAGAGCUUCGAUAAGGAAAGGUUUCUGGAUGCGCUGCGAGCGAGGGGGAUCGGCAAACUAGUCAAAGACGGCAGUUCAGCUAAUGCCGGACGCAAGAUCUCCGUCCUAUCUGAGGGCCUGAGCUUGGAGUUUGUCACCCCGUCAAGUAUACAUAAGCCCGCGACACAGCAAGAAAAAGUUGCGCAGGUUGAAAAAUUAUGGGAGCAGGGCGAAAUGGAUUCCAGUCAUGGCGAGCCGACAUCUCCACUGCUGGGGCGAUCUACGAAGGAACCAGCAUUGGACACUCAUCAUGAAGCCAUAUCUGGUCAAGACUUGUCGGAAAUCGAGUCAGACAUGGAGAGGAAGAUGAAGUCCAAGGCCGUGUCCCUUACAGACGCUCGACCUAAGUCAAAGCCGGUGUCACAAAUUCGGAAAGAGAAAACUGCACGUCCCGCGCUGGACUCGGACGAUGGCGAUGAGGAGCUCAUGGCAGUCGAUAUCGAAGCCACUCGCAAGUCGCAAAGCAGAGCAAUUUCAGGAAAGAAAGCUGUGGCCUUUUCCGACGAUGUGGAGGACGAGGACGAGAUCAAGAACUUUAGCCAGCCGAGUUCCAGUCUCGAGCUGGGCGUUGCACAGGACGAAGACUUCGUGCCGACACAACCGUCACCGGAUCUACCUCCCCCUCCUGUUCGAGUCACUCGAGGGGCGGCCAAGAGACCUCCCGUUGCUGCUGGUACCAAGAAGAACGAUCACUUGACGUUGUCGGCCGAUGAGGACGAGACAGAAAAGGAAGAGAAGUCUAUUGCUGGUAAGAAGAAGAAGAGCACGAAUCUUCCUGCGGCAAACAAAGUUAUGAACGUGGAUUCGACCAAAAACAAAAUGAAAGGCAAGAACAACCAGGUCGUCGAAGCGAAACACGGGAUCAAACGUGCUGCGGAAGACAGCAACGAGCAAAGUCGAUCUAUGAAACGUGCGAAGGGCGGAGACUCGGAUAUCACACACAGCGGCUCUGCUGCAAUUUUCGGCGUUGGGGUCCCUGCUCCGGCCAUGAAGCGGUAUGGAGGUAAGAAAGGACGCACGUCUUCGCCUGUCCCUGAAGGCGUGGCUGUCGACUUCGACGAACUGCCCGACGUGCCUGUGCCCGCUGCCCCUGUCGCUGUCAAGCAAGAGCCGAAGAAACGCAUCGGCGCAACGAAAGGCAAGGGCGGGCCCAAGGUUAAAGCCAUGAAGAAGGCCAAAGUGAAAGCGGAACAUAUCAAGGUGCGUUCUACUCUUCACGCUCGCGUCAAGAAUCAAGCAUUCCAGAACGAUGCCGAUGUGAAGGUAGAGACAGCCGACAUGUCGAUCCAACCUGUGAAGCCACGCAGCGAUGCCCGACCGAAGCCCAAACCUAAGGCGAAGCACGAUAAGCCCCGAAAGGCGCCCUGGGAGGACAUGUAUCUCCGCGACAGUAGUGACGAUAUGCAGAGCACAGAUGCUGUUGCAGAAGGGAUGAAUAGCGAUGUUGUUAUAGUCGGCGUAACCACAGAUCCAGUGGUAGGAGAUUAUGAUUACGAGGUCCCGAUCAAGGGCCUGACUGCCACCGAUGAGGACAUUGUCAUGCUCGAAGAUCCGCUCAAGACUACUGCAACAUCUUCAAGCGUCAAGACUUGUGAUUUUGAAGGCGAAACAACACUCAAUUUGCCCGGAGUGCCUCGAGUUACUGCUUCUGUCAACGAUCCUGCUGUCAUUCCUGCUAUCUCUGAAUUCAAGAACGCUCGGCAACCAACCCUUGAUGCUCCUGCUUCCUCAACCGCACCUCGUGAACUCAAAUCCAUUUCACUUGCCACUGUCCCAAACGAGCAAUCGCUUGUCUCUCGCUCAACCGCAAAACCUGCCAGUCCGUCGAAAGUCCGAAAGCUCGAGCAUCUCCCUGUUCUGCCGCGUCAAAUUCCUCCGCCCCGGGAGCCUUCCGUUAGUGAUGACUCAUUGCUGCUCAAGUCCAAGUCGAGAACUCCCUCGGUUGUUUCUCCGUCGCCUCUCAAGCCGCGUGCGUUUGAUCUCGGACAGCGGCGGAAGCUGGAAACCAGUUUUGAACGAUUCCCGCUUCAAGUAGAGUCUGCCCCGGCGGCGGUCCGGUCGUCCAAGGAGCGACUCGGAUUGUCGAGACGCACUCAAGAUCCUAUGCAAGGCAUCCUCGAGGUGAGAGAAGCCCCUGCUGCUUAUGUUCAACCGAGUCUGGAUUGCGGGCAGAUCCUGCACGAGAUGCAAGCAGUCAUGGUUGAGAAGAUUGCUGCUCGUUUCGAAGGAGUGCGCCGCGAUGUUCGGCUCGGACGGGACAAUAUUUUGGGCACGGCGGCGGAGAACCUGCAACACAUGUGUGCUGAAAGCGAAAAACACUUCAAUACCCUCGUUGACCUGGAAGAACAAUAUGCCAGCCACCAUCGGAAGAUCAUUUCUGGCCUCGAUGAUCUGCAGCAGAAUUCCGAGACGAUGGCGGAUGCGCUCACUCAGAUUGUUCAGCGUCAUGACCGGCAGAGUCUGUCCAAGAAAUUGGCUGAUAAAUUGUUCACCCUCCCUGCAAGUGUGCGCGAUCCUGUUCUUGCUCUCUGAAGUAAAAUACCGCAUACGGAAAUCCUCUGUCAUGAAAUCGGAA